Nothoprocta perdicaria is the source of this 1046-nucleotide messenger RNA. Its product is annotated as fasciculation and elongation protein zeta-1-like. Gene Ontology annotation, cellular component: cytoplasm; axon. The coding region runs from base 16 to 969 and encodes 317 amino acids. The record is from RefSeq and is a predicted model, not a curated record. The transcript is spliced from 8 exons. Lineage: Eukaryota; Metazoa; Chordata; Aves; Tinamiformes; Tinamidae.
CAGGCAGCGGCGAGGAUGGAGGCGCCCCUGGUGAGCCUGGAGGAGGAGUUCGAGGAGGGCCCCGGCGGGGGCGGCGGCGGCGGGGGCUCCCCACGGGGCCCCGCGGACCCGGCGCUGGCCGAGCUCGAGAGCUUCUCGGCCGAGAUGAUGAGCUUCAAGUCCAUGGAGGACCUGGUGCAGGAGUUCGACGAGAAGCUCACCGUCUGCUUCCGCAACUACGACGCCACCACCGAGGCGCUGGCGCCCGUGCGGGGCCACCUGCAGGCCCAGGAGGAGGAGGAGCGCCUCCAGGACGAGGAGGUGUGGGACGCCCUCACCGACGGCUUUGCCCCCCCCGGCUCCCCCCGGCGCUGGCUGCUCCCCGACACCGAAGCCCCCAGUGACAGCGACACCCAGCUCUGCGGGAAGGAAGAGGAGGAUGAGGAUGACGAGGAGGAGCUCACCGAGAGGAGCGAGCAGGACUCGGGCAUCAACGAGGAGCCGCUGCUGACAGCGGAGCAGGUCAUCGAGGAGCUGGAGGAGCUGAUGCAGAGCUCGCCCGACCCCGAGGCCGAUGCCGAGGCCGAAGACGAGGAGGAGGAGGAGGAGGAGGAGGACGAGGCCGAGGCGGAGCUGGCGGGCGGGGGCACGGAGCCCAUCGUGCUGCGGGAGCUGCACGCCUUCCCGCCCGCCCUCAACAACAACUGCUCCCACGAAGGUGCCUUUUUUGGGGGCCACCGCUUCCCGCAGCGCUUCAGCAUGGAGGGAAUCUCCAGCAUCCUGCAGACGGGCAUCCGGCACACCUUCGGCUCCAGCACCGCCGACAAGCAGUACCUGAACACGGUGAUUCCCUAUGAGAAGAAGGGCUCGCCGCCCUCCGUCGAGGACCUGCAGAUGCUCACCAACAUCCUCUUCGCCAUGAAGGAGGGCAACGAGAAGGUGCCCACCCUGCUGACCGACUACAUCCUCAAAGUUCUCUGCCCAACCUGACGCGGCGCCACCGAAAACGGGGCCAAAUCCGAGGAAAACGGGUCCCUGCCCGACGUCCCCUUCCUCUCCCUCCUCUU